AUGCAAGCAGGGCUUUUGCGAGCCCUUCAUUCCCAUCCCACCACUCACAAGUACCGCCGCCUGCUGAUUGAGCGAGGCGAGCGUGUCAGCAGGUCGGUAUCGAAUCAUUGCAUCCUAGCUCCGCGACGCUGCAUGAAGCCCAAGCCAGAGACAUGCAUUGGCGGCCGCCCUCGUCAUGCAUUGGCUCUUUCUCCUUCCAUCGCAUAG
This is a messenger RNA of Plenodomus lingam JN3, 207 nucleotides long. NCBI's taxonomy places the organism in Eukaryota, Fungi, Ascomycota, Dothideomycetes, Pleosporales, Leptosphaeriaceae. The record is from RefSeq and is a predicted model, not a curated record.